Messenger RNA from Callorhinchus milii (elephant shark), 2064 nucleotides. Its product is annotated as SH2 domain-containing adapter protein B. The record is from RefSeq and is a predicted model, not a curated record. NCBI's taxonomy places the organism in Eukaryota, Metazoa, Chordata, Chondrichthyes, Chimaeriformes, Callorhinchidae. The transcript has 6 exons. The coding region runs from base 102 to 902 and encodes 266 amino acids. Gene Ontology annotation, molecular function: phosphotyrosine residue binding.
ACCUCGAUUUAAAUGCAUCAUCCAAAGGAUGGCACCUCCGACAAUGCAGCAUCCCCUCGCCGAAUGUCUUUGGCAGUGAUUCUUGCUGGUGCCCGGUGGAGAUGGUUGCUAUCAGGGAUGAUUACGCAGACCCUUUCGACGUCCAAAACGAGUUAAAGAAUAAAACUACCAAAAAGCAAGAGUUUGAAAAUAAUGGAUACAUGGAGCCUUAUGAGGCACAGAAGAUGAUGGCAGAGAUACACAGGCAAGAGAGCCAGAAGAAAGGAAUCCAACUGUAUGACACACCUUAUGAACCUGAAGUGAACGGUGUUGACUCUGACACAGAGAGCGUUACCAAUCAUCCGCUACGGGAAAGCAGGUUACCGCAAAACGACGACAGACCUGCGGAGGAAUACGACCAACCAUGGGAGUGGAAUAAAGUUACAGUGCCCAACUUUGCAGCUCAGUUCAACGGUAUUGAGAAGAAGCAGUCGUCUUCUCCCUUGUGUGACAGACGAAGACACCUACGACCUCCGGCUCUAAUCAAACACGGAAGCCCGGAAUUCUGUGGGAUUUUAGGAGAGAGAGUAGACCCCACUGCACCACUGGAAAAACAAGUAUGGUACCAUGGAGGAAUCAGCCGAAUAGAUGCAGAAAACCUUCUGCGAUUGUGUAAAGAAUGCAGUUAUCUUGUUCGAAACAGUCAAAGCAGCAAGAAUGAUUAUUCACUUUCACUGAAGAGCAGCCAAGGCUUCAUGCACAUGAAAUUGACCAAAGCCAAAGACAAAUACAUCUUGGGGCAGAACAGCCCUCCGUUUGACAGUGUCCCUGAGGUCAUUCACUUCUACACCACGAGAAAGCUGCCAAUUAAAGGAGCGGAACAUUUGUCACUACUCUACCCUGUGAUAGUCCGAACGCUAUAAGAUCGUAUCCUAGCCUGGCUUCCUUCCUAUGGAUGGGAUAGUUAGCAACUAACUAAACUGGAUGGAUUGGGCUGACCAUCAACACGUCACUAUAUUUAUAUUUCAGCUCAAUGGAGAUCAGUUCCACACGCAAGACUGAUGUUGUCAACACUAUGAAAUAUAUUGUGUGCUGCAGCUGCACUGUUGCAUGAAUAGAAUAUGUUUCUUAAAACCUGUUUGGCUCCUGACCCACUUAGCUGCGAAUGAAAACCGUAACCAGCACGUACGUUCUCAAUCUACUGAAGUAUUCUGAUUCUUCCUCCCUCUAAAGCAAGCAAAACACGAUACACAGUAGUGCAUCCAGUAUAUUACACCCCACAUUCAACAGAUUCCCCCUUCCUCACUCUGACCUUGGUGAUUAUUUAUGUUUAAUACAGUGGCUUAAUAAUAAAUAUAUUUUUUGUACAGUUUAACAUGCCAACGGGAUAUCUCGCCAUGCCUUUUAUUUUCAGACUAAAGAAAAGUUUGUUUUCAUUUUGUGUCACGUAGCAUUUUCGUUUAAACCAUGAUGAGUUGCAAGGAGCGAAAUGGCAAACCGCUGUGGACUGGCGGAUCAAGUCCGAGGUGGACAAUAAGGGUGGGAGCCAUUAAAACUAAAAUGUCGAGAUCUCAUCUCAGUGCUGCCAAACAAUAUGGGAGUUCAGAGAAAGCCAAUAAAUGGGAUGGAUGUUUUUUUUUAAAAAAGUCAAGGCUUCUCUGAUAAAUUAAACCAGUUUAAAAUGAAGGGUUUGAUCCCCCCCCCCCACACACACACCUCAUCCCCAGCAAAUACCGAGGUCAACAAAACAACAACAAAUUACAUUUGUACAGGGGCCUUUCAAGUCGGGAGGAUGUCCCAAGGCGCUGAGGUCAAAGGAAAUCCGUGGUCCUGUUCUCUCAGCUACUGUGUGGAAUCUGAAGUCUUAGGCAGUUCACACAGGUGACGAUGCUGACAUGCUGUAAAAUGACGUUGCGGUGUCAAAACUACUGGAGUAACUGCAUUCAAGCAGUUACGUGCUGAAACAAACUGUUAAGUGGUAAGUGCUACAGUACAGUAACUCUUACCAUCGGCACGGCCAUACUGACAAUGGAACUCGAAAAGUCACGGUGUGCCAUUGCUGAUUACAAUAAACAACUGUAAGCC